Molecule: messenger RNA, 3830 nt
Organism: Vombatus ursinus (common wombat)
Lineage: Eukaryota; Metazoa; Chordata; Mammalia; Diprotodontia; Vombatidae
Gene: ARL4C
Product: ADP ribosylation factor like GTPase 4C
Exons: 1
Coding region: 42-620 (192 amino acids)
Biological process (GO): intracellular protein transport; endocytic recycling
Cellular component (GO): cytoplasm
Molecular function (GO): GTPase activity; GTP binding
Source: RefSeq, a predicted model, not a curated record
UGCCCGAGGGCGCCUUGGCCGCCGCUGUCCUGGCCGGCGUCAUGGGAAACAUCUCGUCCAACAUCUCCGCCUUCCAGUCCCUGCACAUCGUGAUGCUGGGGCUCGACUCGGCGGGCAAGACCACGGUGCUCUACCGCCUCAAGUUCAACGAGUUCGUCAACACGGUGCCCACGAUAGGCUUCAACACGGAGAAGAUCAAGCUGAGCAACGGCACGGCGAAGGGCAUCAGCUGCCACUUCUGGGACGUGGGCGGCCAGGAGAAGCUGCGGCCGCUCUGGAAGUCGUACAGCCGCUGCACGGACGGCAUCAUCUACGUGGUGGACUCCGUGGACGUGGACCGGCUGGAGGAGGCCAAGACCGAGCUGCACAAGGUGACCAAGUUCGCCGAGAACCAGGGCACGCCGCUGCUCGUCAUCGCCAACAAGCAGGACCUGCCCAAGUCGCUGCCCGUGGCCGAGAUCGAGAAGCAGCUGGCCCUGCCCGAGCUCGUGCCGGCCACCACCUACCACGUCCAGCCCGCCUGCGCCAUCAUCGGCGAGGGCCUCACCGAGGGCAUGGACAAGCUGUACGAGAUGAUCCUCAAGCGGAGAAAGUCCCUGAAGCAGAAGAAGAAGCGAUAGACGAGCGGCCCCCCCCCGCCCAUCCCCCCCUCCCCGCCCCCCUGCGGCCCACUCCCACGCCCACCCACCGAGGACCCCAGAAACGAGAACCAAAGCGACGCGUCGAGUUUGCCAAACGAGGAUAGAACUCUAUGGAUAGCCAGCCACAGUGCGCGGGAACCCCGGGCUCCUGGGACUGGCCCCCACCCCCCCCUCCCGCCCUGGAUUCUGACUUGGCAGCCUGGGACAGGUGGGUCACCAGCCCCACAGCGGGCCAGGCAGGCGAGUGGACAGAAAGGCCGGCAGAAUGAGCGCCCAUCCCCCUGGCGGGCUGCCUGCCUGCCAGCCCGCCUGCUGGCAAGGCCUUUUGUUUGAUCUCCCCCCUUUCCCACGGGCUUGGAGGAGGGGGAGGAGACUGAAGGCAGAGGACUGGGAGGAAUGUGGGGGAUGGGGCUUGGGGGUUGCGACCUGCCGGGUCCGCCCUCCUGGGGAGAAGUGGAGGAUGGCUUAGAGGGCCCUGGGAGGAAGGCCUCCUGCCUUGAAACUCUCCAGCAGAAUUAAGAAGUUGGGCCUCCUUGCCCCUCCCCCAAAGCCAGUUGCACCUGUGGGUUCUCAGAGGUACCGAGGUCACUGUUCCCCUCCGAGUUCUCUGCCCAGAGAAGGGUCAUGGGGGGCAGCUCCAGCGGCUGCAUGGAUUGAUGGGCCAGUCCAGCCGGGUAUUGAUAAUCCUUUUCCUGGAACGGGGCAGGCCCCUGUUUGCUAUCAUUCCUUUGCUUCUGCCCUGGGCCCUAGCAAGGUGGAUGGAUGGAUGGAUGGAUGUCUGUUUGGGGGGAGUUCCUGCUGCCGCAUAGCAGACCUGGAUCACUGGAAACCCAGCCAAGAACCUGGUCAAGGGAAAACCACUGUAGAAAACACCCGUUUCUUUUACAGGAUGAGAACUGCCUUUCCUCCCUGCUCCCCCCCCCCCACCCCCCAGGUCCGGUAUCUUUGCCGCGGUUUGGAUCUAGUCCAUACGUAGGUCAUUAUCCCACAAACGAAGAAACUAGUAACAAUUAAGGAAACAGUUGCCGGGUGAGGGGGAGGUGGUCGAAGGUCCAUUUAUUGCCGGAAAUCUGGUUAAGGGUAUUCAGAUGGGAGACUUGUUAUUCAGGCUGGAUGGGAAGGGGCUGAAGGAGAUCCUCUCGGUAUGCUAAGAUGGGCACAAAUACCCGGGUCCAUCCGCGUGGGAUUUAAAGGUCUCUUGACCGGCCCGACUGGCUGGUUUGCAAGCCAGCAGCACCUGCCCGGCCCGUGGUUGGUUUUAGGAUCUAAUGCCAGCUGUAGGCUGCAUUGAGGAUGAUUUUUGCAAGGCUUGCCUCUUGUCAUGUGAACUGGGUGAUGGAGGGUUCUCUGAUUAUCUUUUCAUUUAAAAAAAAAAAGUGAGAAAAAGGCUUUGUUGUGCCCCUUUAUAUCAUAUUACUCUGCAAGUGGAGACCGUUGGGGUUAUUUAAGGAGGUUCACUAUAGCCUGCCCAACGUAAGGAACGCCACAAAAUCGUCUCAUUAUAGUACUUGAUAUGAUGCACCCUGUUCCCACCCACCCCCCAAGCCCAUUUGUCUUGCAAAAGCCCACCUGACUGCAUGGAUUUCAAAGCACAAUGACCUAGGUCCUUGCUUAUAAAAUUCCUGUCUAAACUGGCCUGCUGCUACAGCCAUUACAUUGGCCCACAGCUGAACCCCAGUGUGGUAGAUGAGAUUCCCCAGAGUGCUCAAGGUAGGAGGAAGCUUGGAGCAUGAUGUCAUCCGUGGGCCAGCAGGUGCCCAAGGAGGAUUGGGAGAACAGUCAAGCUGAAGGGGGAAAGAAAAACAAAGAGUUAAGUAUUUUUAAUAAGACUUUUUUUUUUUAAAAAGAAAUAAAUGGUUUAUAAUCAGGACGGGGAGUCUUGGUUGCAGGAUGCUGGUCAUUUUACACAGAAGUGCAGUAUUGUCCGAAGGGAGACUUCAGACUUGGGAAUUUGAUUUCCUCUUUGAAGCCAUGUUUACUGGGGUAAUUGGCCUCUGCCCUCCCUCCCCCUUUUGAAAAUUUCCUAACAAGGGAGUCAUUUGGAAAUUGGCCACUACCAGGUUUGAGCAUGGGAAUGUGUCUCUAAAUAAAUCCUAAGGCCAGGCCUCUUUGUCCAUUGCUUUCCACACACUCACUUUAGAACAAACUCCAGAUUGUAGUGCUGGUUUUUUGCUUCCAAUGCAAUUCUUAUAGCUAUUAGGGACAGCUGACUCCUUUUAAUUUGGGACAGGAAUGGUGGCACCUUUCCCCAGCUGGUCUUCUUUUGUUGAAGCCUAGUAGAGAUCAACUGGAAACCAGGCAGGAUGGAGAAGGCUUAUGGAAUUCCCGUUUACACAGUCGUAAUUCACUUCCUUGUUCGCUGAGUUCUGAAUGGGCUGGUCCCAUCAUGUAAGGAAAUUGUGUGUGUAGAGAUUUUGUUGUUUGUGUGUCUGUGGUUUUUUGUUUUUAAUUUUUUCUUUUCAUUUCUUCACAUGCCACAGUUUCUUAUUAAGCACUUUGAGAUUUGUUAGCUCCACACUUAGGAGAGAAAUAAUAUAUUUAUUUUGUGACCCUGCAGAAGCCAAAUAUGGUGUGAUGCUCCCUGGAGUUAGGUUUUAAGACGAAUCUUCAGACCCAGUCUUGCCUUGCUUUCCAGAAACUGAGCAGGACUUUUGGUCUUUGUCAAGACUGAUUGAGGGCCUGAGGGCAGUCAGAAUGUCUAGUUCUGAAACGCUGUCCAUGACUAACCCAUGGCCCAGAAUUUCUGUUGUUUCUGUCCUGUUUUGGCCUCCCUCCUCACAGACCCUUUAACCCCAAGUGUGGUGUCACCUUCCCCUUGGGAUUGGAGGAGAACCUUCCUUGCUAGGGGCCCCUCCAGAUUUAGGGAUGCUUCACGGCAUUAAUCCCUGAAAGAAUGAAGGUGGGGGUUUGCUUUGAAGGACUGCCUCUCCAAUGAGGCUUUCCAGUGGUUACCAGGAGACAAGCAGGGAUGCCGGUUUGGUGGCAGACCUCGUCCACUCAUUUUUUUUUUUUUGUCUGUUUAAAUGUUAGAAUUCAAGAAAAAACGCCUCGCUGCCUCUUCAUUUUUCAUUUCCCCACCCCUAACCCAGUCCUCUCUGUUCUAAUUGUCCUUUUUGGUUCUUUUUUUUUUUUCUUUUUUAUGAUGCAAACAUGAUGCUGUGAACGGAAAUAAAUUAUUUAUACAAUCAA